Messenger RNA from Haliaeetus leucocephalus (bald eagle), 1031 nucleotides. RefSeq names its product nitrilase 1 (gene NIT1). Bases 134 to 1015 code for a protein of 293 amino acids. The record is from RefSeq and is a predicted model, not a curated record. Lineage: Eukaryota; Metazoa; Chordata; Aves; Accipitriformes; Accipitridae. Gene Ontology annotation, molecular function: hydrolase activity, acting on carbon-nitrogen (but not peptide) bonds, in linear amides. The transcript has 5 exons.
GAGAGCGGUGCCCUGGACUCUGCUGCGCUGCCUGCUCCCAGCCCCCCCGUGCACCCCGAGAUGGCUGCACAGCUCCGGUACCCUGGGCAGGUACCCCACGCUGUGCCACAGCUCCCCGCACCUGCCCCACGCCAUGGCGGACCCCCCGACGCUGAAGCCGCUGGUGGCCGUGGGCCAAGUCACCUCCACACCCGACAAGGAGCUGAACUUUGCCGUCUGUGCCGGGCUGGUGCGGGAGGCCGCACAUCGCAGCGCCUGCCUCGUCUUCCUCCCUGAGGGCUUCGACUACAUCGGCUCCAACACGGCACAGACCCUCAGCCUGGCCGAGGGACUGGACGGGGACCUCAUGGGACGCUACGCCGAGCUGGCUAAGGAGUACGGCGUGUGGCUGUCCCUGGGCGGCUUCCAUGAGCGCGGCCAGGACUGGCCAACCACGCAGCGCAUCUACAACUGCCAUGUGCUGCUGGACCCUGCAGGUAACAUCGUGGCCACUUACAGGAAGACCCACCUGUGUGACGUGGAGCUGGAGGGACGUGUCACCAUGAAGGAGAGCAGCUUCACCAAUCCUGGUACCGAGAUUGUGGCCCCAAUCAGCACACCAGCUGGGAAGCUCGGCCUCUCCAUCUGCUAUGACCUGCGCUUCCCCGAGAUCUCGCUAGCACUGCGGCAUGCCGGCGCCGAGAUCCUCACCUACCCUUCAGCCUUCACCGUCCCCACAGGCUCGGCACACUGGGAGGUGCUGCUGCGGGCCCGGGCCAUCGAGAGCCAGUGCUACGUGGUGGCAGCUGCCCAGACUGGGAAGAACCACGAGCACCGGACAUCCUAUGGCCACGCACUGGUGGUGGACCCCUGGGGUGCCGUGGUGGCCCAGUGCCAUGAGGGAACUGGGCUCUGCUACGCCGAGAUCGACCUCGACUACCUGCGCCGCAUCCGCCAGGAGAUCCCAGUGCACAGCCACCGCCGGCCUGACCUCUAUGGCAGUGUGGCGGCCAUGGGGCUGGCGCCAGUGCCAUGAGCCCCUCCCUGGUGUG